Messenger RNA from Trichomycterus rosablanca, 2545 nucleotides. RefSeq names its product synaptotagmin IXa (gene syt9a). The record is from RefSeq and is a predicted model, not a curated record. Bases 74 to 1726 code for a protein of 550 amino acids. The transcript is spliced from 7 exons. Gene Ontology annotation, molecular function: calcium ion binding; phosphatidylserine binding; SNARE binding. NCBI's taxonomy places the organism in Eukaryota, Metazoa, Chordata, Actinopteri, Siluriformes, Trichomycteridae. Gene Ontology annotation, cellular component: dense core granule; exocytic vesicle; plasma membrane. Gene Ontology annotation, biological process: regulation of calcium ion-dependent exocytosis; calcium-ion regulated exocytosis; cellular response to calcium ion.
AGGAGGUGCGGAUCAGAUCGUUGCUGAGGAUCGCGCGCCUCUCCCUUCACUCACGCGAGGAUGCUGGUGGGCAAUGCCCGUGGACAAAGAGGCCGAGAUUUGCCAGAAAGCGCUGGAGCUUCUGUCGGAUCUCUGCUCUAAAGGGGAGGUGCAGAACGACAACUGCUUGGAUUUCAUUUACUAUUUCCGGGACCUGGCCAGACCGAGGUACUCCGAAUCAGAUGUAUCGGUGAGCCUGCUGUCACUGGUGGUGACUGCCUGUGGACUGGCCUUAUUCGGCGUCUCUCUCUUCGUCUCCUGGAAGCUAUGCUGGAUACCAUGGAGAGAGCGAGCUCCAUCACCUGGCACCAAAGAGGGCCAACCGGAGCACUCUCAUCCUCCUCCUCCACCUCUUCAACCACAGCCCAUAUACACAGAAGUGGAUGCCACUCUCGACCGCCGGACCCAGCCUCGAGGUUCAGUGGUUAAGGAGACAACUGUACCGCCUACGCCGGUAUCACCACCAGCGCCAGGGUCUCCUCCACCUGUCCCGGUGCCUGAGACAGCUCUGAAAAUUAGUCACACUUCACCCGACAUUCCUCUAGAGGCUGAGUCCAAUGCUCGGGAGAAUGGCGUCUAUGGCAGCAGAGGCAUGCAGAGGCAGAUCACUGAUCCAUCCUCGACGUGUGUUCGGUCAGUGAGGCCUGGCUCCAUUCGGCGUCACAUGAACCAGUCAAAUCCUGACUUCAUGGUCGCUCAGUUCCAGAGACAGGACUCUCUGACAGGCAUGAGUCUUGGCCGGCUUAAACCGGAGCUGUACAAGCAGCGCUCGUUAGACGGCGAGGAGAACCGCGGCGGUCGAGGUGGAACCUGCGGCCGCCUGCAUUUCAUCCUCAAAUACGACUGUGAUCUGGAACAGCUCAUAGUCAAGAUCCAUCGUGCCCAAGAUCUUCCUGCGAAAGACUUUUCUGGCACGUCAGACCCCUACGUUAAGAUCUACCUUCUUCCUGACCGAAAGACCAAGCACCAGACCAAGGUGCACCGCAAGACUCUGAACCCCGUAUUCGACGAGGUCUUCCUCUUCCCUGUGGCGUAUGCCGAACUUCCAACACGAAAGCUUCACUUUACAGUUUAUGAUUUUGACCGUUUUUCACGACACGACAUCAUUGGACAGGUGGUGGUGGACAACUUUUUGGAUCUGGUGGACUUUCCUCGAGAAACCAAGUUGUCCAAGGAUAUUCAGUACGUGUCCUCGGACAAUGUGGAUCUGGGGGAUCUAAUGUUUUCACUCUGUUACCUGCCCACUGCUGGUCGACUGACCAUAACAGUUAUAAAAGCACGCAACCUGAAAGCCAUGGACAUAACUGGAGCCUCAGACCCGUACGUAAAGGUUUCCCUGAUGUGUGAAGGCCGUAGAUUAAAGAAGAGGAAGACUUCUACCAAGAGGAAUACCCUGAACCCUGUUUAUAAUGAGGCUAUAGUGUUUGAUGUACCACCGGAGAACAUAGAUCAAAUUAGUCUUUUGAUAGCUGUUAUGGAUUAUGAUCGUGUAGGUCACAACGAGAUCAUAGGUGUGUGUCGGGUGGGUAACGAGGCAGAGAGUCUAGGCAGAGACCACUGGAAUGAGAUGCUUACAUACCCUCGAAAACCCAUCGCUCGGUGGCACCCACUUAUUGAGUACCAAGGGUCCGGCGGAGGAAGCCAGACUGGCUCGUGCAAUUCCCUGAAGACACCUCCAUCUCCAUAGAGUGAUUCCUGCUUUCAUGUUGGAACAUGAGAGAGCGAAUAGCUCUGUCCUGAGACUCGAGAAGCCGGGCAGUUUAGCUUCUCAGCUCCAGAUAUGAGCUUCUUUCACGAGAGCGGUCCAGAAGUUCCAGUUGGGUCUGAGCCAGGCCUCUGGAAGCCCUUCUUUGCAUGGGAAAACUUGAUUGUUUCAGCUGCAUGUUGAGUGGUCACAUACUGUAUGGUUGUUUCCGUCAAAAAUAUGGUGAUAUGAAAAGCACACUGGGGUUUUUGGUGUUAUUUGUUUUCCUGAUGUUGUAGUCACCCGUUUAAAAUAAAUAGCUUUCCAAUAAUUGAGGACAAAAACCAGCACACAGCUUAGCCAGAUUUCCAAGACACUAAAUAUGAGUAGCUGGUAAAAUUUUUGUCCUGCCAACCUUCCACUGAAGUAAAGUUACUCAGCAUUGGCUGAUAUUCUUCCAUGUAAACACUGGAUGACUGGAAUUGGGGGUGAAACUAGUCAACAAGAAUAUUUGUAUGGACGUCUGUAAGCUUAAUUUGAUUAAAUGUCUUAUUUUUUAGGAACGGACCAAUUUUUAACUGGAUAUUGUAACUAAUGUUAUAGUGUUAUAUGUAGAUCUUGAGGUCAAAUUGUUUGAAAUGAUUUAUAAUUAAUUUAUUUCUUUAUUUUUUUUACCUUUAAAGUGCACAAGUGUGUUUGGGUGAAGUUCUGUCCAAACCAUUAUCAUAAAAUAACAUUUGAAUAAUUCUGUCAGACACCGUUGUUUCCAUUUCUGGAUGAUUUACUUUGUGAGUAAAAAAAAAAGAAAUUUCAUGUUAUUAA